Messenger RNA from Exophiala xenobiotica, 700 nucleotides. RefSeq lists its product as uncharacterized. The transcript has a single exon. Bases 327 to 647 code for a protein of 106 amino acids. The record is from RefSeq and is a predicted model, not a curated record. Lineage: Eukaryota; Fungi; Ascomycota; Eurotiomycetes; Chaetothyriales; Herpotrichiellaceae.
CGACGAGCCUUGCAGCUUGCAGGGGGAAAUCCGAGAGAGGUGGUGGUAGCAGAAAAUAUACCAUUUGUCGGUUCAAGCAAGUCACUGCAGAAUCAAUGCAUCAUGAGAGAUGUUGGUACGAGUAUCCGUACUCCAUAAUCUUUUAGAUACCUCGCUUCGACCAACAAGCGGGCCUUGACGCUGGCGACGACGGCGAUGUUGUGGGAGCUUCAGCAGUCAAAAAUCGACGGGCUCCGAAACGCCAAAGAGGAUGGCUUUUCCGCCAGCAUCCAGCCAGUCAUGGUACAUAGUAGAUCGAGUCGAGACUUGAAUUGAAAAGACGAUGGAUGGAUACCUGGCGAGCUGGGUACAGCAUUUUCAAGCAGUGGCGAGGCAGCUCGGCAGGUGGGUGUCAGGAUGGAAUGACGCGAGUGCUUUACAGUAUUUUCUGCUUGGUGUUUUGUCCCGGCCCAAGUUCUGGUGCAAGGCACAAGCACAAACCAGGUGCGGGAUUGACAAUGACAGGCACUGCAACACCUGGGGAGCCAGUCAAAUUGGGGAGUCUGUCACCACCCAAGUGGAUUUACAGAGUGACAUGCAAUCGUCCAUGGCCCGUCAUCAUACACUUGACUCUGGAGGAGUUUAGAGUUGCUGCAGCCAGUCAAUAGAGGCGCCCGUGGCUUCCGCCAGCAGCUGUACAGUACAGGUACCUACCUUACCG